CUGAGGUUCAGGCAAAUGCAGCAGAAACAUUAUGUGCAAUUACAAAACAUCACGUACGGGGUGGAAUCCACCCGGUGGAUAUGUUGGACAUAUUACAAGACUAUGUAAUAAACUUGUCCAGCUGAGUGAUAGCAGUGCCCUGUUGAUUAAGGCAUCUCUUCAGGUUAGUAUUACAAUCUUCUGUAGAGUACAAAUUAGAUCCAUCAACUGCAGGCAUAGAGGCUUGUUGCUCUGACGAGACUUUACCCUCUCUUACAAUCAUUAGGAAAACAGUGAAUAGAAAGAGUGUUCUGCAGGAGCGCAACACUGUUGAGAAUGUGUACAGAUGGGCUUUUGUCAUAUUUUUAUUUUGUCAUCAUACUAUAUACAGGAUGCUUACUCUUGACGAUGAAUCUGCUGAAAGGAAGCUUGCUCACAAAUUCAGACUGGUUCACAUUCCAAGACGACAGAUUCAACAACACAACGAUCAAAGACAUGAACAUGAACGGAAACUCAAAUGCCAACAAUAGCAGCAGCGACGAUGAAGUAAUGGUUGGAGAAGAAGACAAUAAUGAUCUAACCGAGAAACCAAAGAACAUCAAUUUAUCAACAAGCAUCAGCACUUCGGAGAACAACAACGUACCAUCUGAACCCAUCCAUCGAUGUAUGAAAUCACCUCCUGCUUCUGCUGGGGUACGAGCAUUGUUUGAAGAGGAUGUGGAGUUUGUGGGAGUGGAAGCACAAGGGACAGAGAAAUCAAUGGAGCAAGCUUUGAAAGAAGGUAUAGUCGGUGAAGCGGAACAUUGUUCAGGAAAACUUAAACCAGGCAGAGACUUCGGGAGUAACAGAGUUCAGUGAUACAAAUUUUUGGAGGGUUGAUCAACAAGUUACAGUUUUGGAGUAAAAUAUACGAAAUUGUAAUAAAUAACUACAGAAGCCUGAAUAAAGUCUGCAUUUUUUCUAAUAGUUU
Brassica oleracea var. oleracea is the source of this 949-nucleotide messenger RNA. RefSeq lists its product as uncharacterized. The record is from RefSeq and is a predicted model, not a curated record. Bases 316 to 837 code for a protein of 173 amino acids. Lineage: Eukaryota; Viridiplantae; Streptophyta; Magnoliopsida; Brassicales; Brassicaceae. The transcript is spliced from 2 exons.